CCAGUGGUAGGGACCACAGGCUACAACCCACUCUUCCAUUUAAUUUUUGUAAAAUGGCUCGCGAACAAACGACUCCCGAAUGUCACAUGGCUACCCCUCAAGGCAGGGUACUAACGCCCCUGUAGAUAGAGGACACUGCACAGUAGUAUUUAAUAUCAACUGCCUGGCUCAAACUCUCCACAUGAGCUGGCACUGUGCACCAUCCGCUAGCACAAGAUGAGGAUUUGAAAGGAAGAUGCUGAACUAAGUGUGGAGUUUGGAUGACAUUUAAGGGCGUGGCGGCCACUUGGAAGUCCCGGGACUAUUUUUUUGUACAUUUGCGGUGAAUUCUAAUGUAUAUUUCCACGCGGCGCUGCGUCUCGUCCAGCUCUGGUUCCGUGUGAUUGGACGGUCCGCUCGCUAGUUAGCAUCCAGGGGCGUCGAGCUAGGCGAGCUGAAUGGGGGUACAUUUGUGUGCCACGCCGGUGCUGCCGAACCCCAACGGAGACGGGCGGUGAUAUAUCUGUCGAGUGGAAUAUCUUUCUUCUCCACCUUUUAAGACGAUGGGAGGGAUGCGACGAGAGGGAAAGUAGAUACAUGCGAGCAAUAUUCCUAUUUUAAUCGACACGGGGGUUUUGGGGUGAGUUUUGAAGCCUACGGUUGACUGUCGUGUCGCUGCUGAGGAAGUGACACUGAUAUGCAGAUAAUCCUCAUUUCGUCGCGGAUUAAUGGCGACUUUACCUUUAGCCAGUUUGAUGAUGCCGCCCAUCUUUAGCGUCGGUUGAAAGCAGGUUGUUGGAGUGCUUCUUCUCCCCCCCAACAAGCUCUUCAUCUCGCUUGUGUCAUCCAUGCCCGUGUUGUUGGAGGUGCGUGUCUGUUGGCCAACUGCGUCACCGAGUGGAAGCUGCAGGUAUUCAUCUGUAAACUGCACUUUGGAAAGUCUACCCAUGGACCCUAUGACCUGUACCCCAAAGUGACAGAACUCUUGAAUCAGCAUGGAACCGGAAGCGAAUUCAAACUCAGAGGAUCACCCGGAAUGGAAUCAUCAAUCACAAUGUGAACUGCAAACAAGUAUGUCUGACGCUAUGGAGGAUAGAAGCCUUGGGGACUCAGUGGUGAGAGGCAGCAGCGACCCUUCAUUCAGUUAUCAGAAGCUUGUGCAUCAGAGAUUCAUCAGGAGAAGUCUGUGGUUCUCGGACACAGAUGAGCAGUCCUUUGAGGCCUCUGAAUGUGAUCACAGGCUCCUUAAUAUAAACUUGCGAACAAUCGUUGGCAGGACACGAGGGGCAAGUGGUGGUAUACAGGAGGACUCCAGCACUGAGAGUCAAUGUAGGCUAAAAGACAGUGCGACAGAAAGUGCUAAAUCUGAUGAGGAGAAGGUAAAAAGUGGAAGAGAUGUAUUGAGUGCAACAAGCGGUGAUGUGGGCAAAACCACCAUCAAGGCUGCCAGCGAGGAGACAGAGGAAGAGGCAGAGAUGAAGGCUGUUUCCACAUCUCCUGGAGGACGCUUCCUCAAGUUCGACAUUGAGCUUGGGAGAGGGUCCUUUAAGACCGUCUACAAGGGCCUGGAUACUGAAACCUGGGUGGAGGUUGCUUGGUGUGAGCUGCAGGAUCGUAAGCUGUCAAAAGUGGAACGUCAGCGCUUUAAGGAAGAGGCUGAGAUGCUGAAAGGUCUUCAACAUCCAAACAUUGUCCGCUUUUAUGACUUUUGGGAGUGUCCGCUCAAAGGGAAGAAGUGCAUUGUUUUAGUAACGGAGCUUAUGACAUCAGGGACACUAAAAACCUAUCUGAAGAGGUUCAAGGUAAUGAAGCCCAAGGUGCUAAGGAGCUGGUGCAGACAGAUCCUGAAAGGCCUUCACUUUCUCCACACAAGAACUCCUCCCAUAAUUCAUAGGGACCUGAAAUGUGAUAACAUAUUCAUCACUGGACCUACAGGGUCUGUCAAGAUUGGAGAUUUAGGACUGGCAACACUGAAGGCAGCCUCUUUUGCAAAGAGUGUCAUAGGCACUCCAGAAUUUAUGGCUCCAGAGAUGUAUGAAGAGCACUAUGAUGAAGCUGUGGAUGUCUACGCCUUUGGCAUGUGUAUGCUAGAAAUGGCCACCUCGGAAUACCCCUAUUCAGAAUGUCAGAAUGCUGCACAGAUUUACCGUAAAGUCACAAGUGGAGUCAAGCCAGCCAGUUACAACAAGGUUGUGGAUCCUGAAAUCAAGGAGAUUAUUGGGGAAUGCAUCUGCCAAAGGAGAGAGGAGAGGUACACAAUCAAAGACCUCCUGAACCACGCCUUCUUUGCGGAGGAUACAGGGGUGAGGGUGGAACUUGCUGAGGAGGAUGAUGGGAAAAAGACAUCAAUAGCUCUAAAAUUGUGGGUGGAGGACCAUAAGAAAUUGAAAGGGAAGUACAAGGAAAGCGGAGCCAUUGAGUUUGCGUUUGACCUGGAAAAAGAAGUCCCAGAACUGGUGGCGCAAGAGAUGGUGGAGUCUGGAUUCUUUCAUGAAAGUGACGCUAAGACUGUUGGAAAAUCUAUUAGGGACCGUGUAGCACUGAUCAAAUGGAGAAGAGAGAGAACUGUAUCGGCUGCUAAUCAAAUGGAUGGGGGGAAUGGCUUUCAAAAGGCACCUUCUCAGUGUAUUGCUUCUAGAGAUGCACAUGCAAGACAGCCUCUUUUGGUGGAACCAGAGCUAGACUCUGAACAGCACAACAGACUGCAUACCCCGCCAGCCAGUGUCACUUCAGUCACAUCAGACAGCACUUUCGACAGUGGCAAGGGUUCCACUGUGUACUCGGAUUCCCACAGCAGCCAGCGGAGUGGCCCCUAUCAGUCCCUGCUGGAGCCGAUCGCUAUGGCAAUGCAACAGUGCCAGCGAAGUAUACCUUUUCAGACAGAUCGGCCUCACUCCUGUGAUACAGGUGAUGUAUGGGGGGAAGUGCAAAGCCCAGAGCUUAGUAUUCGAUUUGGAACUGCAGUCCGCAGAGGAAGUGCUCCUGUUAUUGAUACUUACCAUGCAAAAUGCAUUGCUCAACUACAUGCUCUAAAACAUUCUUGGAGAUCAGUCAGUUCCACCCCUGUAGUGAUAGAAAACCAAUGGGAACAUCACUCAAAAGCUGAGGCUACCAGUGGAAAUAUCACACUACCUGUGACAAGUCGCCGCAGACAUUCUGACAUUAGCAAUCUAACCUGUCAUCACAGCAACCAUCUGGCAAAGCAAAGAGUUCAUAUGCGGAAGGCCUCGCUCUCUUUGCUUCAUCUGGGGUCACAGGGAGGAAUACAGCACCAUCCAUCUACUGAUUCAAAAUACUGCCUGUCCUCAAUGGGAACAUUUCCUGAAACAGGUUUAGGAAACCAUAAAGGUUCAACUGAUUGUUUAGAUUUCCUACUGCUGCAGAAGUCCUUGUUUAAUAUAAUCAAUCAGAAAGGACCACCAUGUCGCACUGCAUCCACCCAGCACCCUUCGAUUCACUCCUCAGCUUCUCACAGAACGCUCAGUGCUGCUGAAGAUGGCAACCCGAAGAGUCCCCUGAGUGCCAGUUUGUUUGAUGCCUGCGAAGAUAAAUUCUUGGCACCAGAACAGCAAAUUGCUGUAGGAGUGACCAGUUCUGUGGGCCAACAGAAUAAACCAGCUGAUUUCACAUCCUACCAGUACAUCCAGCCUGGACAAAGUUUCCCUUCUGCUCCAUAUGCUUUCCAACUCGGUGCUGCAACACCAAAUCAAGCUACUUCAUGCUCAGUCAACCUCCGUCACGGAGCCAGUGGUUGUUACACACCUUCAAAUGCGCAACAGCAGUCAGCACCAAGUAUUUCAGCAUCAUCUGGGCCCCAACAUGUUGCACAGUGUUACCAGACACAAUGUCACCAUCCACAGCAAGCAACUUUGAACUGUAUUGUUUCAACCCAGCAUCAGACCUAUUCUGUGCCAGGUUAUCAAACUUCAGUUCAGCAAACAACUACAGAUGCCACAACUACUCCACCAGCACAGCAGUCAGAACAAAGUUGCCCUCUUACAUGUGCACCCUCAACUAUGGUAGCAAUGGCCCAGUGUCAUUUGGCACAAGCUGCUAGUGCUUUGCAGCCGGUUCAAGCUGUGGUUAAACUGCCAAAUCAGCAGAUUGGCCUGAACUCUGCAUCAGCACUUUAUGGCCAGCAGAUACCCAUUCAAGACUAUCAACAACCUUCAAUGCAAAAUACUCAAUGCAGUAUACAGCUAACCCAACAUGAUAGGCAGACACAUGUUCAGUGUAGCCCUGAGAGAAUGCAAAAUAUACACCAACAAAGGCCACCUCUUCACCAUUCUCAAAAUCUUCAAUCGUCUGGUCACCAAAAUGAACAGACGCCUUGUCUUCAGCAGCAAAGCCAGAACUCCAUACCGAUAACCGUACCACAAUCAAGCCAGGAUACAUCCCAGCCUAUAGUACAACAGGACCAUGCAGGCACUAAUCCACCCUAUUCUACUACCAGUUUACCUGAUGUGGGCUCUCAGAGCUAUUCACAUUCUACCCUCAAUGCUGUGCAGCAACAGGGUCAGUACCUCACCGCACAACUGUCAUCUGAUACAUCACAGGCCUAUGGAGGAGCUCCCCAGAUGCUGACUUGUCAGAGCAAUCCAGUAUCCUCACAGCAAAGCCAUGCUGCUCAGAUAAAUAAAAAGGAUAUCUCUGAUGGUCAGAGCAUUACAUCGAUUGAGCAAGAUGGAUUGAACCAUGGACAAAAUCUUUCCCACUCAGUGGGCAGUUUAACCACCCAGACAAUGUCUGAUCAACACACACUAGAAACCGCUGUUCGUCAGUACCUGCAACCACUGCAGAUUUCCGCAUCACCACCGCCACAACAUUCAUGCCAGAAUGUGUCAGACCAGGGCACACCUGCUACCUGUGGCCAUUUGGGAAAGCAGAACCAAAGUCAAGUUCAGAGUCAGGUUUACCCUCCUCAUUUCUCUGAUUCUCAGAGAGCAUCGUCUGGAUCUGCAGUUUCCAGCCUGACACAGCAACAGCUCAGUGGUCCGACUGAGGCUAACACAGAGGAUCAGGCUGCAGAAAAACACACUGGGGGACAAAGCUAUGACAGUGUCAACUCUGAUGCCACAUCAGGCAAGGAGAUGAGUGAUGGCUAUGAGGGGGCCCACGGUGGUAAAGGGGAGGUGAAAGUCCGCAAACACCACCGCAAGUCAACACGCACUCGGUCUCGCCAGGAAAAGAUUAGCAGACCUAAGCUUAGCAUGUUAAAUGUAUGUAACACAGGGGACAAGAUGGUAGAGUGCCAAUUGGAAACGCACAAUCAGAAAAUGGUCACCUUUAAAUUUGACUUGGAUGGAGAUGCGCCUGAAGAGAUUGCUACAUAUAUGGUGGAGAAUGAUUUUAUCCUGCCCUUAGAGAAAGAAGUGUUCAUUGAACAGCUGAAGGAUAUUGUAGAUAAGGCUGAGGACUUGUUGAGUGAAGGCACAGAAGGUGAGAGGAACUCAGACAAGGCAAGCAGUCCUGCGAGUGAAGGAGCUGGCACCUUGUCUAUGGAGGGAAUUCGGGUUUGUGCCCCAAGAAUUCCACAGCAGGUCUACCAACAAAAUGUCCUUCACACUGGCAAGCGCUGGUUUAUCAUCUGCCCAGUGGCUGAAAUGCCUGUCCAAGGGAAGACCCCUUCUCACAACUCAACUGACAUGGAAUCGGAAAAGUCUGCUACGAUAUCUGUGAAACCCAUCAGAAACACACCUGCAUGUUCUAUUGCUCAUACAUCUUUAUCUUCACAAGACCCUUUGCCCAUGUCAGUGCAACUUAAAGACCAAAACACUGACAAAGCCCAUGUCCAGCCACCCGAGUCCACUGUCAAUAAAACCAAACCCAAUGUUGUGGCUAUUAGCCAGAAUAACACCCUUCCUAAUGAAAAACCUUGCAUCUCUGCUGUGUCUAUAGUAACUGACAUCCCAUGCUGUGCUUUCGUGCCACCAGUUUCUCUGGACGUCAAUACUAUUAAUAAGGUAGCUGGUUUGGCUACACAAACUACUCAUGCCAACCAGACCAGUCCAACUGGGGACCCACCCUUGCAGCUGACCACUCAUCAGUCUGUGGUCCUCCAGCAACCCUAUCCCACACCUAUACCGCCGGCAUCAGUCACCUCCCAACCUCAAAGUCCAGCGCAUCAGACUUCUGUAUCAUUAGACCAUCUACAGCCAGCAAGUGGGGGGCCUGCAGAGUCGGACAGUGAUGGUCCACGUCGGGUGGAGUUUGUUUGCACCAUUAAGACAUUGGAUGAGAAGCUGAGGAAUCUAUUAUACCAGGAACAUGCAACCUCUCAGCCCUCCAGUGCUGUGUCUGACCCGCAUACCUCCAGCACAGAAGCGGUCAAUUCAACAUCUAUUUCAGAUGGCCAUAGCAGUGAGGGCCCACUUGCCAAAAAACAGGGGGAGCCAUUGCCUCAGAUUCCUGAAAGCCCAGAAUGUGUGGGUGCACUAAGUGACUCUGUUUUGGCAGCUACUAACACAAGUCUGAACAGAAGAGAUGUGACUGUAGGACCCACAUCACCAAAUGCAAUUUGUCAUGUGGAAAAAAGCAAUCCUGGGCGCAGCACCUGCUGCUCCCCGAUGCACUCUAGUGGUUCCCUAAAGUCCCACAGCAAUGGCUCACAAACAAAUACCAAAGACGAUGUAGCUGGCAGAAGAUUAUUUUUGAAAGCUGCAACCAAUGAGAGCACUGGUGCCUCCAGACCCAAAAUUAAUAACCGCUUCUCUGCCCCACCAAACCUCUAUCAAGCUACCCCUGUCUCCAGCACUGAUGUCACACCCCAGCAUAUACCACGGGCCAUGACCAUAGGCACGCCAACCCAUCACCACUACCACCACCACUUGUCACACCUCCACUCUGAUUCUGCAGAUGAGGACAGCGUCAGCAGCAAAGCUCCUCCUCUAGCCAAUGCUAACUCCUCAGCUCAUCCUCUACCCGAGCACAGUGGAAGCGACCUCAUGAAGAGGGCAGUAGCCUUUCUUAAGCGAUCUGGUCGGAGCAAAAGCGAGCUGAGUACUCAAUCACCCAGACGACAGCCACAGGAAAUGAAUGGUCACGCUCCUUCACUUUCUACAGGACAUACGCAGUCCUCCUACAUCAGCAGUGACAAUGACUCUGAGUUUGAGGAUGCAGACGUGUGGAAAGAACUACAGGAGCUGAGAAAAAAACACAUGAAGGAAUUCUCUGAUCUGCAAGCAUUUCAGAGGAAUGAAAUUGAACGUCUAUACAAAGAGCUGGGAAAAUCUCCGCCACCAAAUGUUGGCCUGCUUUAUUGUGCUCCUCCAAGUGGACGAAGACGCAAAGCCAGUAAACACAAACUAAAGGCUGGAAAAUUGCUCAAUCCAAUGGUGCAGCAGCUCAAAAGCAAUCUUACUAACACCAACACUACAGUGGAGAGUAAAGGUGAAAGUACUGGCAGUUCGUCUGGAUCUCCUGCUAAAAGUUUGAUUCUUUCUGAUGGUUCUGCCCACUCCAGUGGCAGCUCCAGCUCUGUCAAUCAGCAAAGCACAGUCCCGCAGCAGGUCCACACCCAGCAACCCUGUUCUUUGAAAGGCUCUUUCUCCUCAGACAACAUCUACACUGGGCAGCACAAUGACGGGAUGACAAACUUAGCAAACCAAGGCUGGACGGUUUACCACCAAACGUCAGAGAGAGUCACCUAUAAAUCUAGUAGCAAACCGCGCACUAGAUUCCUCAGUGGACCUGUGUCUCUGUCCAUCUGGUCCACUCUGAAACGACUAUGUCUAGGCAAAGAGCGCAGUAGUAGGUCCUCUUUCAGUGCUGCCACAGCUCAGACACAGCCAUCACUCGCCUCAGCCACAACAUCACCAUCUCCUCAGUCAAUCAGUCUGCUUGCUCAGGUCCAGACUAACAACAGCAACAAUAAGAGAAGCACGUUUACCGAUGAUCUGCACAAACUGGUAGAUGAUUGGCCAAAGGCUAUAUCAGCGGCCAAUCAGCCACCCCCUUCCUUGAACCAGAUCAUACAGCAGAGGCGCUUGCAGGACCUGGAAGGCCAAACUGUGUCCAUGGGAGCAGCGCCCUUUAAGAUUAAAUGUCAUACUGGUCCCAGCAAGUUGCCUUGCUCCUAUCCCCUGAUUGCUGCUUCGCACUCUAGCACAACAAGAAGCCACGGUCCCAAUUACCCUCAAACUUUGCCCCCUAGGUACUUUUUGGUUCCUGGCCCUCGUUACACUCAGCAGUGGCCUGGCUUGCCUCGGCCUGUUAAAUCAGUGAACCCCUUUUCUGCCACGUCAAAACCUGAAAUCCAAGCACCCCCUCUAGAAAUGUACAACGCUGAGAAUGACCUUAGUCCAAAAUCAUCCAGGACUACCUAAAACCUGCAGUCGGUGUGAAUGAAUAGCCCAUUUGUAUUUUGCUGAAUCACCAUAACUGCACGUUUUUUUCAGAGCUUGUAGGUACAGGAAAGAAAGGUUGAUAUUCUUUGUACAGUUACCAUUUGGUUUAUGACUGUGUGUGUGUGUGUUAUAUAUGACAAUGUAAUGCUUAUCAACUGAAACUUGGUCAUUUGUCUUCAUUACAUUUUCCCCCAUUAUUGUACUUUCUAUUUCUUUGGACUAAACACAAGCGUAUACUUGACCAACUACAGGUGUAAUUUGGAAUUCAAAUGCCAGUUGGGCCCAAAUUAAUCAUUUAUCCUAUCCACAGUAUUAUUAUUGAUGGAAUGUAGUGCCUUGAACAUUAUCUUCUGCAAAACAGCUUGUCGACAUACAAGUCUUUUGCUUAUUAUGUGAUGGGUCGUUUGAGUGCAGUCUUUUUUUAAUGCAUCACAGACAGCGUUUUGGUUUAUCUAGGAAUGCCAUUGUAGCACUGCACUAUUAUAAACACAAGAUAUGCUCUUAUUCUUAUAAUAAAAUUUACUUUCAAUCUUUUUUUUUUUACUCUUCACCCCUGUGACUAUGCCGUAGAGGUAAAAUGCACUGUUGCCUUGCAAAGGAAAACUAGUUAAUGUGUUACUGAUGACAAAAGAGGGAUGAAUUACGCCAGCAGAUGAAACCCCUCUUUAAGGUCAAAUGGUUCUGUUGGACAAAGCACAAGAUUGAGUAGUGUUAUAAAGCCUUGUGGUUAGACAAAAGGCAAUGUCCAGAGCCAUAAAUGAUGUACAUAGUUCUUUCUACAGUAACUGCUUCUGGUUAGGUCAUGGUCAGAAUGUAGCAAUUAAUAAAUGAAGGCUUGAGGCUUUAAAGUGCAAUUUAAUCCUUCCACAAAGCUUUGAUUCUGGCAUUGCCACAAGCCUUAUCUGAUGUGUGUAACAGGAAUAAGUGAAAUGUUGGAAGAAAGUAUGAACAUGACACUAGCAAGAAAACUCUGAAUUCCCUACUGCUAAAUGUAUCUAAUACCCAGCAUCAAGUAUUGCGCGCAGUCACCAGUUAACUGGACUUUUUAAGUUAUUUGAUUUUUGAUGCUGCUAUUGUAGGAGGCACUCCACUGAACACUGAAGCCUUUUAUUUACGUUGGAUAGUACCAAAGUCCUUACAUCGAAAUGAGAAAGGAUAAACAAACAGCAGUGUUACUUAAGUCCUUGACAUUUUGUUAGCUGGUAUCGGUUGCAUAAAGCAUUUUCCAUUUUCAGAUAUUGCACAUUUGAAAUAAUAGUUAAAGAGAGAUUUGCACAAGUUAUUCCCAUAAUUUUAUUUGAUUAUGUAUUUCCUUGGGUGUAUGCAUGGCUUUCACUGUCUUUAAUGUUCGUAAAGGUCACCAAAAUGUGGUCAACAUUUUUUCCCCCACAAAACCUGGAGCAAGCAGUUAAGUUAUUGUGGUGCAAUAUCUACACAACAUGUAAGAACGGAUUUAGGACCCUGAUCCUUCCAAGCUGUGAAUUGUACAGCUUUGUUGUAGUGUAAACUGUAUAUUUUGUGUAUGCAUAAUGGAGAGGUUGGUUUGAUGUAUGGUAUACCAUCAAUUCAGUUUGAAUUGGAAUUUUAUAGUAAGAAUCCUCUGCUUUAGGGACAUUCUUCCAGUUGUAAGAGAUUUCUGUUCUCUGGUAUUUGUAUCUGGAAUGUGCUGUUUUGAACAGAGUAAGGGUACUUCUUGUUGACCAAGUUGGUGGCAGAGAUCAAAAGACUGAAUUGCCAGUUCUGACAUUUUAUCCAUCCCUGCAUGUCUCUGACCAACAUUCCCUUGCAGUGACUAUGCUCAGAUUGUGGAUAAACUUGUAUUAAAAGUGAGUGGGGUUGCUUGCCUGCCUGUCACAUUUCUUACUGUAUCUCAUACCCUGCUGCACUGUAUGACACAGAUAAAUAAAUUUUAUUUUCACUCUGA
Molecule: messenger RNA, 10248 nt
Organism: Entelurus aequoreus (snake pipefish)
Lineage: Eukaryota; Metazoa; Chordata; Actinopteri; Syngnathiformes; Syngnathidae
Product: serine/threonine-protein kinase WNK2
Exons: 29
Coding region: 975-8303 (2442 amino acids)
Biological process (GO): intracellular signal transduction; negative regulation of sodium ion transport; positive regulation of sodium ion transmembrane transporter activity
Cellular component (GO): cytoplasm; cytosol
Molecular function (GO): ATP binding; protein serine/threonine kinase activity; potassium channel inhibitor activity
Source: RefSeq, a predicted model, not a curated record